AUGGCGCCCUUCUACGAGUCGCUUGCAAAGCGAGCCCUGGAGACAGCAGACACACAUGUCGCCAAGCGCGAUCUGACCGUCAACCACACCCAGGCGGUAACUCUAGGGGUGAUGGCUGCAUAUGUGGUAGUGAUUGCGCUUUUAUGGAAUUUACCAUAUGUCCGGUGGUCAUUAUGGCCUUUUAAAAUGUUGGUGAUUGCGUUCCAUGAGUUCGGCCACGCUAUUACUGCAUGCUGCACCGGCGGCCGAGUCAAAUCUAUCUCCCUGGAUCCCCAUGAGGGAGGAGUCACGCACAUGCAAGGAGGAAUCAGCGCCAUCACACUUCCCGCGGGAUAUUUGGGUUCCUCGAUAAUCGGGGCCCUGCUGAUCUUCGCGGGGUUCAACAUCGUUGCGAGCAAGGUCGCCAGUAUUAUUUUGGGCGUCUGUUUCCUGCUCACGCUUUGGUGGGCCCGAAGGGACUGGCUAACCAUUCUCACGGUGCUUCUUGCGGUUGGGUUGCUUGUAGCAUGUUGGUUCAUUGCUCAUGGUGAGGCGCUUAGAUGGGUUGUGCUUUUUAUUGGUGUUAUGUCUGCGCUCUAUAGCGUCUGGGAUAUUUGUGAUGAUCUAAUCAUCCGCAAAGUGAAUACCUCUGAUGCCAGCGUCUUUGCUCAGCGUUACGGAGGAUCUUCCAGAUGCUGGGGAGUCAUCUGGUCCGUUAUCUCUCUUUUGUUCAUGGCUGUGGGCAUCAUUGCUGGGAUUGCCGCGUUUCCCCAAUCAUUCAGCCAACAACAGGAUGCUGCAAAGGACUUCCUCCCGACUCGUUGA
This is a messenger RNA of Aspergillus tanneri, 804 nucleotides long. Its product is annotated as M50 family metallopeptidase. The record is from RefSeq and is a predicted model, not a curated record. NCBI's taxonomy places the organism in Eukaryota, Fungi, Ascomycota, Eurotiomycetes, Eurotiales, Aspergillaceae. Bases 1 to 804 code for a protein of 267 amino acids. The transcript has 4 exons.